AUGCCGGGCGCGUGCCGGGCGCGCACCUCACACCAGACGCGCGCCGGGCGUGCCUCCAACAACACAGAGGCGCGCGCCCCGCGCGCGCCUGACAGCGCCCCGGGAACGCGCCUCACACAACACAGACGCGCGCGCCCAGCACGCGCGCACAAAGGCGUGCAAAGGCGCGCAGAGGCGCGCAGAGGCGCGCAGAGGCGCGCAGAGGCGCGCAAAGGCGAGCAGAGGCGCGCAGAGGCGCGCAGAGGCGCGCAGAGGCGCGCAAAGGCGCGCAAAAGCGCACAAAGGCGAGCAGAGGCGCGCAGAGGCGCGCAGAGGCGCGCAGAGGCGCGCAAAGGCGAGCAGAGGCGCGCAGAGGCGCGCAGAGGCGCGCAGAGGCGCGCAAAGGCGCACAAAGGCGCACAAAGGCGAGCAGAGGCGCGCAGAGGCACGCAGAGGCGCUCAAAGGCGCCCAAAGGCGCACAAAGGCGAGCAGAGGCGCGCAGAGGCGCGCGGAGGCACGCAGAGGCGCGCAAAGGCGCGCAAAGGCGCGCAAAGGCGCGCAAAGGCGAGCAAAGGCGCGCAGAGGCGCGCAGAGGCGCGCAGAGGCGCACAAAGGCGCGCAGAGGCGCGCAGAGGCGCGCAAAGGCGCGCAAAGGCGCACAAAGGCGAGCAGAGGCGCGCAGAGCGCGCAGAGAGGCGCGCAGAAUCACGCAGAGGCGCACAGAGGCGCGCAAAGGCGCGCAGAGGCGCAAGGAGGUUAAGGCGCGCAAAGGCGAGCAGAGGCGCGCAAAGGCACGCACAAAAGCGCGCAAAGGCGCACAAAGGCGUGCAAAGGCGCGCAGAGGCGCGCAGAGGCGCGCAGAGGCGCGCAGAGGCGCGCAAAGGCGCACAAAGGCGAGCAGAGGCGAGCAGAGGCGCGCAGAGGCGCGCAGAGGCGCGCAAAGGCGCACAAAGGCGAGCAGAGGCGCGCAGAGGCGCGCAGAGGCGCGCAGAGGCGUGCAAAGGCGCGCAAAGGCGCACAAAGGCGCGCAAAGGCGAGCAGAGGCGCGCAGAGGCACGCAGAGGCGCUCAAAGCGCCCAAAGGCGCACAAAGGCGAGCAGAGGCGCGCAGAGGCGCGCGGAGGCGCGCAGAGGCGCGCAAAGGCGCGCAAAGGCGCGCAAAGGCGCGCAAAGGCGCGCAGAGGCGCGCAGAGGCGCGCAAAGGCGCACAAAGGCGAGCAGAGGCGCGCAGAGGCGCGCAGAGGCGCGCAGAGGCGCGCAAAGGCGCGCAAAGGCGCACAAAGGCGAGCAGAGGCGCGCAGAGGCGCGCAGAGGCGCGCAGAGAUGCGCAAAGGCGCGCAGAAGCGCGCAAAGGCUUGA
This is a messenger RNA of Cladocopium goreaui, 1338 nucleotides long. NCBI's taxonomy places the organism in Eukaryota, Dinophyceae, Suessiales, Symbiodiniaceae. The record is from the annotation of a GenBank genome assembly.